AAGAGGAACCCUGAACCACCUGAGGCAGCUGGAGAUAAGGACCAGCGAACUGUGACCAUCAAUCCUUGUCACAUGGGAAAGGCAUUCAAAGUCAUGAAUGAAUUAAGGAGCAAGCGGCAUCUCUGCGAUGUGGUGAUUGUUGCUGAAGAUGUUGAGAUCGAAGCCCAUCGUGUUGUCCUAGCAGCCUGUAGUCCAUAUUUCUGUGCGAUGUUUACAGGAGAUAUGACUGAAAGCAAAGCAAAGAAGAUUGAAAUCAAAGAUGUUGAUGGGCUGACGUUAAGUAAGCUGAUUGAUUACAUCUACACAGCUGAGAUAGAAGUCACAGAAGAGAACGUUCAGGUGUUGUUGCCAGCAGCCAGCCUAUUGCAGUUAAUGGAUGUCCGACAAAACUGUUGCGAUUUUCUUCAGUCUCAGCUUCAUCCCACAAAUUGCCUUGGAAUCCGCGCCUUUGCAGACGUACACACGUGCACUGAACUACUGCAACAGGCCAACGCCUAUGCAGAGCAGCACUUUCCUGAAGUGAUGCUUGGCGAAGAAUUUCUUAGCCUUAGCUUGGACCAAGUUUGCAGUUUGAUAUCUAGUGACAAGCUCACAGUUUCGUCAGAGGAAAAGGUGUUUGAAUCUGUCAUUUCUUGGAUAAAUUACGAGAAAGAGUCUCGCUUGGAACAUAUGGCAAAGCUGAUGGAGCACGUUCGUCUCCCUCUCUUGCCCAGAGAUUACCUUGUACAGACAGUUGAAGAAGAAGCUUUAAUCAAGAAUAAUAAUACAUGUAAAGACUUUCUUAUUGAGGCCAUGAAAUAUCACUUACUUCCUCUGGAUCAAAGGCAACUGAUAAAGAAUCCAAGAACAAAGCCAAGGACACCAGUCAGUCUGCCAAAGGUCAUGAUUGUAGUGGGUGGGCAAGCGCCCAAAGCCAUUCGAAGUGUGGAGUGUUACGACUUUGAAGAGGAAAGAUGGGAUCAGGUAGCUGAGCUUCCUUCUCGGAGAUGUCGAGCGGGCGUGGUGUUCAUGGCGGGCAAAGUCUAUGCCGUGGGAGGUUUCAAUGGCUCUUUACGAGUCCGAACGGUCGAUGUCUACGAUGGCGUGAAAGACCAGUGGACGUCAAUAGCCAGCAUGCAAGAAAGACGAAGCACUUUAGGGGCUGCUGUGCUAAAUGAGCUUCUUUACGCUGUUGGUGGAUUUGAUGGAAGCACAGGGCUGGCAUCUGUGGAGGCCUACAACUAUAAAACAAAUGAGUGGUUCUUUGUGGCACCCAUGAAUACACGAAGGAGCAGUGUUGGAGUCGGAGUCGUGGAAGGGAAACUGUAUGCUGUUGGUGGUUACGAUGGUGCAUCACGUCAGUGCCUUAGUACUGUGGAGCAGUAUAAUCCAGCUGCAAAUGAGUGGACCUACGUGUCAGAUAUGAGUACUCGGCGCAGUGGCGCAGGUGUUGGUGUCCUCAGUGGGCAGUUGUAUGCUACGGGAGGACACGAUGGUCCUCUAGUGAGGAAGAGCGUGGAAGUAUAUGAUCCUGGAACAAAUACUUGGAAACAAGUGGCCGACAUGAAUAUGUGUAGAAGAAAUGCAGGCGUGUGUGCAGUCAAUGGGCUUCUCUAUGUAGUCGGAGGAGAUGAUGGUUCUUGCAACUUGGCGUCGGUAGAAUAUUAUAAUCCCGUCACUGAUAAAUGGACAUUAUUACCAACCAAUAUGAGCACUGGAAGAAGUUAUGCAGGUGUUGCUGUGAUCCACAAACCAUUGUGACACACGUUGAAGUGAAUGCAGGGACAAGAAUUUAAUGUCUGUCUAGCGUGGUGGCUUUUGGAAGAUACAGAUACCUGACUGUUAGCCAGCACAUUGGUAUUGUACUUG
Euleptes europaea (tarantolino) is the source of this 1848-nucleotide messenger RNA. It is a transcript of the gene KLHL3, whose product is annotated as kelch like family member 3. Bases 73 to 1740 code for a protein of 555 amino acids. Gene Ontology annotation, biological process: monoatomic ion homeostasis; protein K48-linked ubiquitination; renal sodium ion absorption. Gene Ontology annotation, molecular function: protein binding. Gene Ontology annotation, cellular component: cytosol. The record is from RefSeq and is a predicted model, not a curated record. Lineage: Eukaryota; Metazoa; Chordata; Lepidosauria; Squamata; Sphaerodactylidae. The transcript has 14 exons.